GACAAGAGUCUCUCCGGAUGAUAGUGUCGAGUUUCUUUUCUAACAUAAUCUUUACUCUCCAAUAGUCCAUUGAGAGACCAUUGAUGUAGGAGGAGGAAAAAACACCCAAAAAUUAUGGUGCAACAACUCCUAUCUUCUCCUUCAAACUUCACCAUUGGAACCCAACUCCAAGGACCAACUUCUCUCUCUUCCCAUAGUUCCAUUAGCACUAAAGCUAGCCAUUUUAAGCUAAGCAAAAACUGGGUAUCCCAUGUUUCUUCUUCAAAGCUCUCGCUUUCUGUAAAAUGUCGACAAUCUUCAGAAUACUUUGACAAAUCCCCUCCUAGAUUCUCUCCCUCUUACUCUGCAAACCCCCCAACUCCUGCUCCAGGUGGUGCACCUAGGGUUUUUGUGGGUCAUUCCAUAUACAAAGGGAAAGCUGCUCUUACCGUGGAGCCAAAAGCGCCGGAGUUUUUGCCAUUGGAUUCAGGUGCAUUUAAAGUUUCAAGGGAAGGUUAUGUACUGCUUCAAUUUGCUCCCGCCGCUGGUGUUCGUCAAUAUGAUUGGAGCAGAAAGCAGGUGUUUUCUCUUUCGGUGACUGAAAUUGGAAGUCUGGUGAGCCUUGGUGCAAGAGAUUCAUGUGAAUUUUUUCAUGAUCCAAACAAAGGAAAAAGUGAUGAAGGCAAAGUAAGGAAGGUGUUAAAAGUAGAACCGCUUCCAGAUGGCACUGGUUACUUCUUCAAUCUAAGUGUUCAAAACAAGCUUCUAAACUUGGAUGAGAACGUCUAUAUACCCAUCUCUAAGGCAGAGUUUGCAGUUAUUGUAUCGGCAUUCAACUUUGUCUUGCCAUACCUUUUAGGUUGGCAUGUCUUUGCUGAUUCCAUAAAACCCGAAAACAGCAACCGUGCCAACAACUCAAACACAAAAACAGUGGACUAUGAGUGGAAUAGAUAAGUUUGCCUUGUGUUAAAAAGGAAGUGAACUUGAGCUGAUAUAGUUAAAGAAGGUUUUUAUGUUUAUGUUAUUUAAAUUAGUGUUUGCAGUCUCAGGCUUUGGUUCUUUACAUCUGUAUUUGUAAUUCUAUUCCUUAAUCUCAUUAGCAACUAGGAAUUAAGUUUUGCGUUGUUUUAAUUUGAUGUUUAAGCUAAUUUGAUUAGUGGCCUGAUCUGUAUAUUUAUUUAUACUAAACUGGUUCGGCAAACUGUAAUUUUUUGGUUGAAAUCGAAGAAUGGUUGCACCAUGUGUUAAUACAA
Spinacia oleracea (spinach) is the source of this 1232-nucleotide messenger RNA. RefSeq names its product single-stranded DNA-binding protein WHY1, chloroplastic. The coding region runs from base 115 to 933 and encodes 272 amino acids. Gene Ontology annotation, biological process: regulation of DNA-templated transcription; defense response. The record is from RefSeq and is a predicted model, not a curated record. Gene Ontology annotation, molecular function: single-stranded DNA binding. Lineage: Eukaryota; Viridiplantae; Streptophyta; Magnoliopsida; Caryophyllales; Amaranthaceae. The transcript has 7 exons.